Coregonus sp. 'balchen' is the source of this 6898-nucleotide messenger RNA. The record is from the annotation of a GenBank genome assembly. Lineage: Eukaryota; Metazoa; Chordata; Actinopteri; Salmoniformes; Salmonidae.
AUGCUAGCCCCUCUGAACUGUGUCCUGCUAGUUCCAGCCUUAGGAGACCCGCCUGACGUCCCCGUGGAAGACCCGCCUGAUGUCCCCGUGGAAGACCCGCCUGAUGUCCCUGUGGAAGACCCGCCUGACGUCCCCGUGGAAGACGCGCCUGACGUCCCCGUGGAAGACCCGCCUGACGUCCCCGUGGAAGACCCGCCUGAAGUCCCCGUGGAAGACCCGCCUGACGUCCCCAUGGAGGACCCCUCCUCACCGAGGUGUUCAGUAUCCUGUCGUAGGUGACACCUCACCCUCUGUCCUACUAGGUCCAAAAAGGGGGGGAAAAAAAAGGGCCCCCCCGUUGAUUUGGGGAAACCCCAAAAAAGGGGUUUUUUAAAAAAAGAAGGGAAAAAGUUUUUUACCCCAAAUUUUCCAACCAGAUUUGGGGAGUGGGGGCAGCUCUAAACCCCGGGGGAAUUCUUUUUUUUGUUUUUGGGUUUUUUGGGGGGUUAAAUUUUUCCCUUUUGUUUUUUGAUUAUUUCCCCCCCCCCCCCCCCCCGGGAAAUAUUGGUUUGCUAACAGGGGCUACGGGUUUUUGGGGUGUCCUUUUGAAGUUUUGGUUUGGGGGGGUUUGGGGGACUGUUUGAGGUUGGGAAGGGGUCUGUUUUGAUAAAAAGUUAAACAGGUGCCAUUAAUAAGGAAACGAGUAAAAGGACAGAGGACCUUUUAAAGAAAAGUCGGUCUUGAGAGCCGAAAUCUUGCUUUUGUGGGGUGACCAAAUACUUAUUUUCCCCAAAAAUUUGGGGGCAAAUAAUUCUUUAAAAAAUCCUAAAAAUUGAUUUUCUGGAUUUGUCUGUCAUAUUGACGUUCCCUUUGUAAAAAUUUAAAGGCCUCUCUUCUUUUUAAGGUGGAAAAACAUGCACAAUUGGGUGGCUGACUAAAUCUUUUUUUCCCAAACUGUUUUAAAAACUGCACUGUUUAAAUUAGUAUAUUUACUAAUUUUAAACCCCCAUGUCAACAACUUCCAAGGCCUCGUUGGGGUUUGCCAUGGAACACAAUGUCCUGCACAGGGUAUACCCCCUUUUUAAAACAACCCCCUUUCACGUUAUCUUUUAAAAGCAAUAGUUUAGCUAAGUUUUAAACCCCCUGUUUUCAGACCACCAAUCCUUGUAAAAACCUUGUUUUCAGAGUGGUUUUGGGGAUUUGGUUGGGACAUUUAUUAAACCCCCCCCCUGAACUGAAAAUGGGGGUUUUUCCCGUGUUCUGGUUGGACACCCGUGGGUGUUGAACCCGGCCCAAAAACCGCACCCACGUAUUUAAUGAUCUUUCGAUUCUAUAACCUAGCCAAUUUUUCAGUUCCUUGGGCAAACAUUAUAAAAAGACCCCUAAAAUUCAUCCACCAAGUUUGUAGGUCAGUUUGACUCUUUUUUUCAAAAAGGGGAAAUCGUCCAAAUACUUAUGACUUCUUCAAAGGAGGGCUAGAUACAUAAGUGCUUUCUUUUUUUAAAUGGGGGAACAGAUUGUAUAAAAUAUCCUAAAAUAAAGGGGCAUUCUGAAAUGUCGCUUAAUUUUAAACAUUAUCUCUAAAAUGUAAAAAGGUGGAGUGUAGAGCCAAAUAAAACGUUUAACUUCACUGUACAAAAAAACAUAUGGGGAGUGUAAUCAUUUUUUACAAUUUUAUUUUCCUUCAAACCAGGGUGGGCCCGGGGAGAAAAUGUCUGAGACUUUAAAUCGGCAAUGGUUUUGCUAUCUGUCAACCGCUUAAGGAGGGCCAAAGGGCCAGCUUUUGGGGGGGUAACAUUUAAUUUUUUGAAGAUCACACGAUAAAAAACAAAAAGAAACGUGAAGCCUCGAUACACAACAAAAGGAACAAAAAACCAAAAAACCCAAAUGAAGACAAACAGUUAAAUAGGUUUCCCAAUCGAACACCCAGCUGACACUCGUUCCCCCUGUUGGGGAGUCACCAGACCAAACAUAAAAAAUUAAAACAUGACUUCCCCCCCGGCCAACAUAACUGUCCCCGAGCCGGGGCGGACCCCCCCCCCAAAGGGCGGGGACUCCGGCCCCCCAAAAAACCCCCAAACGGGGGGGGGACCGGGUGGGCACUCCCCUCCCACCCGGGCCCCGCAUGCCCCCAGGCAGGGGUUGUGCUGGACGACACGCACACCCCGGGCUUGAUCGUGGGGAAAAACGGCCGGACGGGUGACAACGCACCCCGAUUGGUGCGGGGGGCAAAGGGCCGGGAGGGGUACGACUCACCCACCCGUUGGGAAGCAGGAAAAGGGGCCGUCCGGACUGACACGCACACCACUGGCUUGGGGGGCGGGAAGCUUGGGGGGCCGGACGGGUGGCGACGCGCACCACAGACUUGGUGCGGGAGCGGGAAAAGGGCCUCCCGGACUGAGACGCACACCACGGGCUUGGUGCGGGAAGUUGGAGGGGCCCGGGACUGGGCGGGCGACGCGCACCACAAUUGGUGGGGGAAGCAGGAGGGCCGUCCCGGGACUAAAGCCCCCCCCACGGCUUGGUGGGGGAGUUUUGGACGGGCCGGCCCGGGCUGGCGACGCGCCCCACGACUUGGUGGGAAGCAGGAAACGGGCCCCCGGGACUGACAGCACACCACGGCUUUGUGGGGGGGUUUGGCGGGCCGGCCCGGCCUGGCGACCGCACCACAGUUUGGGUGCGGGGGAGCGGGAAACGGGCCUGCCGGAGACCGCCCCCACUGGCUUGGUGGGGGGAGCUUGGGGGCCGAACUGGGCGGGCGACCGCACCCAGAUCGGUGGGACAAAGGGAAGGGGCCCGGGCGGGGUGUCACGCACCCGGGUUUGGGGGGGGGCGGAAUAACCGACCGUAGGGGCCCAACCCACUGGCUUACCCCGGGAUCUGGAAGGGGCCGGAUGGACUGGAAAACACACCCAUACCUCUCGCCGUCCCCUCAAACCUUCCACCCCCCUCUUCUACCAGGGGCCCCCGUAACCUGGGGGGCCUCCUCUGAAACCCCCCCUAACCGCCCCAAAAGGCCCCCUCCUCCGGCCCGACGUCUGACCCCCCCCAAAAAUUUUUUCGGGGUCCCCCUCCCCCCCUGGACCAGGCCCCCAUUUCCCCACCUCUCCUCCUCGUCUCCAACCCUCGCACUCAGCCCUCAAGGGGUUGACCCAUCAACGCCCCGGAAUCUAUUAGCGAUGGCUCCGGGCCGCUUUUGGUCUGGUCUUGGUGGUUCUUUUUUGUCCGAUGCUUAAGGGGAGGACCAAGGGCCCCCUUGCGGGUGAACUAUUUUUUUUUAUUGAUAGAUACCAUCAAAAAAAAGAACGAAAAGUGAAGUCCCUUCGAUACACAACCCAAAAAGGGAAAAAGAAACCCCAAAACACAAAGUGCAAGACAAAAAGUUAAAAUGGCUCCAAUCGAACCCCAGCUGCCUCGUUGCCUCUAUUGGGGGGUCACUCAACCAAAAAUGAAAAUAAAAAAUAGACCUUACACACCCUGGCUAAAAAUCUAGUCCCCCGAGCCCGGGGGGGACACUAUCCACUGACGGAAAAGGGAAAAACUGAGGGGGACUUUUUUACGUUUAAUAUUGGCUAAAAAAGGAGUUUUUCAAAUCAAGAUUAUUUUACUAUGCAUUAUGCAGAGUAGUAGCAACAUACUGUAGUGGCAUUGUUUGCUUUAAAAGUGUUAUAUUAAUUUGAUCUCCUCACAGAGGGUUUCGGGCAUGAGGAUGCUGGCAUUGUCUCUCAGGUGAGAUGUGGAUCUUACAACUUAGUGUCCGUUUCAUUCCGCAAUAACUAAUCAUUGUUGUCAUCCAUGUAAAUAUAUUUUUCGGACAGCCUAAAUAUCCUGCAAGUCUUCCAGUUCUGGAGUUUCAAAGUCUUUGGUAGGUCUGGUGAGAAGGAAAGGGAUUGGUCAUUCCUCCCAUUAACUUCCCGAGAACGACAGAGGCCCCUUCCCCAAGAGUAUGGUGCAGGUGAGUGAUUGUAGGUUUAUGUUUGGCAGGAAAAUCUGGUUGGUUCAGGAUUUUGCUCUGUUUUUAAACAUUGUUAAUAUUUACAUUCAGAUCAGGUUCCAACAAUGAUAAAGAUGUGAAGAUCCAGUACAACAUCACUGGUCCUGGAGCAGAUCAACCCCCUGUUGGGACUGUUCACUGUGGACAAAAACUCUGGGGUUCUCUAUGUGACCCAGCCUUUGGACAGAGAGAGACAAGACCAAUAUCCAGUAAAGUUUGUAAACAAUACAAAUAUGUUAAUGUUUGUAAACAAGACAAAUAUAUGGUAAUGUUUGUAAAACAAGACGAAAUUAUAUGGUAAUGUCUGUUUGUGUUUUGUCUUUUGAAUUCUAAACUUUGAAUGCAUGUGUUAUUUUGAUUAAGUUAUUAUAUUUUUUCCCCUUUAGCUUGUGGUUCAUGCUGUUGCAGUUGGUUCGGGUGAAGCAGAAAAUGCCCAUUGAGAUUUAUUUUACAGUAAUUGAUAUGAAUGACAACGAGCCGGUAUUCACCCAAGAUCCUUUUACAGGGAGUGUCCCUGAAGCAUCCCUACCAGGUUUGUCUCAGUCACACAUUUAGUCAGAUAUCAUAAGCUGAGGUUUAGGAUAAAAGUAAUGUAUCAAUAUUCAAUCUUUUUUUUUUCUUGAUGUCAUCCAUGAAAAUAAUGUCUUAUGGUUGAAAUAUUUUAUUCUCAGGCCUUGAGGUCAUGAAGGUAACAGCCACCGAUCCAGAUAAGCGUGGCUCAGCCAAUUCUGAUGUCAGAUACACUAUUAUAAGUCAAGACUCUGAACAGCCGAGUCCCAACAUGCUUGUCAUCAACCCUGUCACAGGCUGGAUUCGGGUCAAUGCUGCUGGACUGGACAGAGAGGUUAGUGGCUAUACUACUAGCAUGCAAUUUUAACUUAACCGCUACAUUUCUCAACAUGCUCCAUCUGGUGUCAUUUUCCAGAAAAUUCCAAAAUAUACCUUGGAAAUCCAAGCUGCUGAUAUGGAGGGAAAUGGUCUGACAUCUUUCGGAAAAUCCAUAAUUACGGUAACGGACGUCAAUGACAUAGCUCCUCAAUUGUGAUGUCUUCGGUAAGUGCACAAUCAGCAAACAGUCCUGAUCAUUAAACAGUAAAGGUGACUUAAAGAGGGAAAUAUUUUGAUUGAAGGAUCUGACUUGAGGAAAAUAUGAUGAACUUGAUAAAUGGCAUACAACACAUCUUCUCACCUGUUCUCAAAAUGUAUUUUCUUUUCAGAACACGGUGUCUGUCCCAGAGAAUAAAGUGAAUGCUCUGGUGGUAAAAAUGCCAGUGAGUGAUGGAGAUGAGCCACACUCUUCCAGCUGGGCCACAGUGUACAGGAUUGUAGAUGGAGACCCAGGUGGAUUGUUCACUGUUAACACCGGGCCUAACAGACUGGAAGGAAUCAUUACUACAGCCAAGGUACCUGCUUGGUUUUUUAUUUCUUUUUUCAGAUGAGUAUGUGAAUGGAACUGAGUUACAGCAAAUAUGUAUUUGACCGAGGUCUGAAUUUCAUCGUAGAAGCCAAACCAUACAAAUAUUUGACAAAAUUGUUGAUGUUUUUGUCAUUGUGUCAUGAACCUAGCUGUAUCUCGUUCCCGUUUAGCCCCUUGACUUUGAGAAGAACAAUCGCUACACCCUGUUGGUGACUGUGGAGAAUGAGGUCCCAUUUGCCAUCCGCCUGCCCACCUCCACUGCCACAGUCCAGGUGAAUGUGGAGGAUCUGAAUGAUGCCCCUGUCUUUGACCCAGUGGAAAAGGUUGUUUCCAUAUCUGAACACCUGCCAGUGACAGUGACUUGGUUCUGUAUACAGCUAUUGAUCCAGACAUCAUGGCACAUAAACUCAUGUGAGUUCAUGAAUCUUUCUUUUAUCUGCAAUUGAUUAAAUUGAGUUGAGGCCCUGGUAUAUAGAUGAGAGAGAUACAUUAUGCAGAUAAGUCAAUUCAAAUUAUAUAACAAGCACUUUAUGAUGAAGUACAAUCAGAUGCAUAUGCAUUAAGAUUUCAAGAAGCCUUGUGAAUGGCGAUGUUUUAACUCAAUAUACUGUAUGUUCUAGGUAUCGCAUGUACAGAGAUCCUGCUAAAUGGCUGGACAUCAACAGCGAGACUGGAAUGAUCAAAAACCAAAACACCCUCUGGACAGAGAAUCUCCCUUUGUCAAGAUGGCAAAUACAGAGUUCUCAUUCUCGCAAUCGAAAGUGGGUAUUUUGAUUUCAUUGUAAUAUCGUUCACCAGCAGGCUUCAGCCUGGGAACAAGGUUGAUUUAGUUGUGACUUCUUCAUUACUCCUUUUGAUAAAAGUAUCUUGCUUUGGGUUAUCAGAUGAAAUCCCUGCAACUGCAACUGGAACCAUUCUGAUAGAACUGGAAGAUGUAAAACGACAAUGCUCCGACUAUUGAUGACACCCCCGUUGAAGCUCUGCAACCAAGACCCCCGUCUAGUGCGUUUGGCGGUGACAGACAGAGAUGGCCCAGACUUUGCUGAACCCUUCAGUGUAGAACUUCUGAAAGGGUCCAAGAUGUAUUGCACUGCCCAAAUGGACAAAACAGGUGAGAAAUAGGGGGACAUGUAUUUUAAUGGUUUUGCAACCUUUAGUGUCAAAACUGCACUGCAGGAGCACAGUUCAUUGCUUUUCACAUAUUCACUCUGCAUUAGUCUGUUGAAUUUUAUUCAUAAUAUCAACAGACCAAGUAUGUCAUUUUGGUCUGCAUGUUCUUUUGACAACAUCAACAUACUCUUCACAUUCAAGGUUGAAAUAUGUCCCCUUUUUCUCCUGUCCCAGGAACUGUGGUUGAAUUGACAUUCAAGGCCAUGAGGGAGCAGAGAAACUUCUACAUUGAUCUGACGGUCUCUGAUGCUGGCGGGCUGAACCAAGACCAUGUCAUUCACGUCACCAUGAAUGAGGACAGGUGCAUGACCUGGGGGGAUUUCUGUGUUAGACCCUGA